AUGUUUGGUCAUGUGCUAGGUGAGCCAUUUGAUCAUGUACUAGGUCAGCCGUUAGAGCGUGGCGGUGAGCCAGAGUGUGAACAGGGUGAAGAGGAAGGGGGCACGGAUGUGGUAGAGGAACUCGGGGAUGGUGUCGUGCGCCAGCUUGUGGAGAGGGUUCAUCUGCUUGACGGCGACUUGCAGUGCCUGGCAGAGAUCCUCGCAGGUCCGCUUGGCGGGGUGGCCGCUGGUGGAGCCGGCGAGGCUGUGGGAAUCCCUGUGCACGAAGCCGUACUGGAAGAGCGUGGGCGUGGUGGAGUCGCAGUCCGCGAUGGAGGGGCAGUCGGCAGUGUGAUUGGAGCUCGGGGCCAGUGGCCGUCGCUUGGCUUGGCAUUGGUUGUCGCAGCUCCUGGCGUGGCAGGAGAGGUAGAGGUGGGCGUGUUCCCUGGAGAAGGUGGCGCGGACGUCGUGGCCGAGGGGCUUGAGGAAAUUGUAGUAAAAGGCGAACAGGUCGUCUGGCGUCCGUGGCGGGCGAGUGAGGAGGCAAGUCAGGGAGCCGCACAGCCUGGUGAGGGGCGACGAUGCGCCGCCGCAGAAGGCGCCGAGGACGUCCAUGAUGCGUCGGCCUUGGGAGGCACGGGAGGCCAGCCUGGUAAUGUUGGAGAGGCCCAUGGGCGUCUUGCACGGCAGGCCGGGCGACGUGUCCAUGGGCGACAGCUGGUGAGGCAAAAAGCCCACCAGGCCGUCCUCGAGGAACGACUGGAGCGGCGACUUGACGCCGCACUUGGGAUGUUGGUCACAGCUUUGGUUGCAUAUUUGGUUGGUCAUUUGGUUACAUAUUUGGUUGUGUGUUUGGUUGCACUGUUGGGCACACAUUUGGGUGGCACACUGCAUGGUGUUGCACUUCCAACUGGAGCCACCGACGCCGCGGCCGUACCAGCAGUCGAGCCAUCCGCCGUGCCGGGUGUUGUAGAGGCACCGGCGGUAGAGGAGAUACAGCUGGUGGUGGAGGCGUUUGAGCACAUCGUACAGCAGGCAGAGCAAAGCGUCCGCGUCGCCGGGGUAGAGCAGGCCUGCCGGGUUGGUGUUGAAGUCGCAGGCGUAGAUGCCUCCGGCAUGGCCGUAGCCUAG
Babesia ovata is the source of this 1110-nucleotide messenger RNA. RefSeq names its product gamma-glutamyl cyclotransferase, putative. The coding region runs from base 1 to 1110 and encodes 369 amino acids. NCBI's taxonomy places the organism in Eukaryota, Apicomplexa, Aconoidasida, Piroplasmida, Babesiidae. The record is from RefSeq and is a predicted model, not a curated record. The transcript has 5 exons.